AUGGGUGAACUUCCCAUGAAUGAGUUGCGUUUCCGUCGCGCUCUGUAUCGCAUAUCCUCAGGUGUCCUUUGCCGGGCGGACCUCUGUAUUAUUGAAGGCAUCGUUGAUGAUUUGCUGCGUAGAUCCUCCGGAGAUGGGGAUGAUGCGCUAUCGGCACGCGAUUGUGCCCUGGAGGUGGCAAGUUCGUUCAAUAAGUUAAUGUAUAGUAGGGUAGUCCUUACCCUAGUACAGAAGUUGGGACGUCGCAUUCGGAGUAUCGUGAACAAACUUAAACGCCUUUUGGAGAUUCACAAAGAUAUGAUUAAACCAAUAAACCUUCUGCAGUCGAAAGGUGUUGGUUUGUUUCAUCUGGCACUUGUCCAACAUGAUGAGUACCGUUCCGAACAGAUGUCCGUCCUCAAGACGCUCCUUGCCGAUUCGCAAUUUGUUCUAUCACCUCUUUUCGCUAGAUUAAUUGCAAAUCUACUGGCGUCUAUUACUUCCGAUGAGUUCGAGACUUACAUUUCACCGGACAUUCUAAGGCUGUUGAAGCGAGGGCACAAAGGGAUAGUUUUUACUCUCUUCACACUACAGAGGUAUCUGAUGCCCCACGUCACCCUUCGCAGUGUUGUCGAUAUAACGGAUAACCUGAAGCAGUUCCUUAUGCAGCAAGACGGAACAACCAUUUUCGGGGCUGAGAAGGUGCCAUUUGAUGAGGUGAAGCGCAAGGGGCCAUACGGCCAGGUAGUAAGCGAAUUGAUUCACUGGUUCUCAGCGGCAGCGUUUCGGACUUCGGAUUGCUCUGUCGCUAAAUACCUUCGAGGUGUUCUGGACAGCUUUUCAGGCAGUUCUCGCCUUAGCGCAUCAAAUCAGGAAAUCAAUGCGCACCUAUUACUGUUGCUGCUACCGAUUAGGCUCGAGGAGUCUAUCGAUGCAACCCAAGUUUCGAAUGUAGUUGAAUCGUAUAGGUCGACUAUAAAGAGCAUAGCACAAUCGCACCCUUUGGAGUCAGUCCAGGUAUACUUCAUCCAAAUAGUUGGACGUCUGCUCGCGCUCCUCCCUGACUCGGAUUUUGAAAACUUACUGAUGGAUAUUUUGUCGGAGCAGCUGAAACCGUUAGAAAAGUUAAAUCCAAAAACAAAGGAUGUUAGAAUAAACGACGCCAUUUUGUCUGCCACUCUCUACAGUUUCAGAUACGUUGUAGGAGCCAAUCUCAUGCAUGGUGGCCCGAGGACAUUUGAGGGAACAGCGAAGUUGAGAGGAUACUUGACCACUAUAAUCCAGUUUUGUAACGACAAACCAGUAUAUAAGAGUUGCCUGUUCGAAGCAAUGUUUGUAAUGUUGCACUUGGAACCCGACGAUGCAACUUACCUUCCUGAAUCUUCUACCAUUACGCCUGUACGUGUUUCAGAACAAAUGAAGUUGUCUAACGUGUUAGAAGCGAUGCAGAUAAACAACCGUGAUCCACUAGCUCAUCUGGCCAUGUGUGAACGGGCAUUAAAAAGACAGGAUAUCACGCCACAGAACGGCAAAAUAGCAGCUCUGAUGGGGACGAACAGUAUUUCAAAUAUGGUGGAGGCUGCUACCGAAACUAUGGGUAGCCAGCUAUAUGCGACCAUGGUAGACUUGUGUGAAGAACUUUGUAACAGCAAGGAUAAUGUGAAAGACCCAGUGUUAGCUUGUGUUUACACACGAAACCAUGUGGAAAAACGUCUUCAUGACUUUGGUGAUGCGCUGCGAGAGCAUCACAUUUAUAACAUGCUCCACACCAUCUUACAUUCCCCAACCAGAGUAAAGUAUAAAAAAACGUUCCGCAUGCUGCGAGAUUCCUGGAUGCGUUACAACAGUGAUGGUCAUUUGUUCACAGUUCUGUCUCAUUGCAUUCUUUUUAGAUAUCCGUUGGAGGAGCUCCAGAAUUGGUCGGAUUUAUCACGCCUAAUUAACUCACGCCCAUGCAAAAUGGCACGAGUUUUGGCACCAGUUCAAUUGGACAAAAUGGUUGUUUCCGGUAUUGUGUACCACGCCGUGGAAGAGGGAACAGUGCCUUUAAUUUUGGAUCACUAUUUGGCAACUCAAGAUGCAGAUGCUUCAGAACUCAUUGGUUCAUUAUUAUCGGCCGUGGACAAGACCCUGAACAAACUAAGGUCUUUUGAAAAAGAGGACUUUGAGAUAUAUCUCGCUCCCGGGGACAAGCUGUACUUGGAUUCAAGGCAAUAUCAACCUAACAUUCACCAAAGCGACAAGAAAAAGUUUAGCAACCUGACAAAGCAACAAUUGGACGACAUGCGAUAUAAGGACCAAUGUGCGACAAGGCGUGAGAUAGCAAGUCUUGUUAAGAGAGUUAAUAUAACCUUGUAUGCAAUAUCUCGCGCAUUGGCACAGAAGCGUGAUUACGUGAAGACCUUCCUUCGUGAUUUUCUGGUUAGCUGUAGAAUAGCACUAGGUGUUAAUGUGUUGCACGAUUCUUUCUCCCUGUUCAUGGAUAUAAUUUGUCAACAGUGUCUUAUUGGUGUUCCCGCUAACACUGCAGGGCGCAUUUCAUUCAUACUACAGUCGAUAUAUGCGGAGCGGGCCUAUCGUAUUAAUUACGAUCAUCUGACCCUUGUGCUUGAUGGUUUGAAUGACUGCUGUGUUACGAGCAGAGAAAGCGGUAUUCUCGUUACAGAGAUAACGACGUACAUGUUGAGCAGUUGUGAUACGCAUAUUGACAUAAAGGAGGCUUGCCUGCGGCUUAUAUUGAAGUUUCUCAGAGAUAGGGUUGACAUAGGCCAACAUAGUAUUAUUGACGUAGUCGCGGCAAAUUUGCGGAAUGAGGCAUUAUAUCCAUCCAUGAUAGCGACCCUCAAAGAGGCGGUUAAGUAUAUGUUCAAUCUCGAGGGGAUCACAUUAAUAUGCAGGAUAGGUCUCUCCAGCACGAUAAACCUGGUAAAGGAUGUUGUAGCGUUUUACGUGCACAAUCACGAAUCAGAUUCGCUAGACUCUAUCGCAAAGUAUCUGAUGAUCCUGGGGAUUGAAGUAGGUGGGUUAUCAUGUUCUGUUAAGCUCAUCUUCGAUCUUUUACCGCAAUUUGUUGAGUCCAACCCUGAAUUGUUGGACUUGGCACCGAGGGUCUUUUUGCGGUACUCUGUCGAUGAGGUAAUGGAGUCCUUUCAAACAUGCUAUCUGGAAGUAGACCGGAUGGGGCGUCGCUCCCUGCUCAUGGUACUGAUUCGCUAUUUCAGCAUAUUGAAUGAAAGUGUUGUUCAUGCAGAUAUUUUCGAUCGAUUUGUGUUGAUGUCCAGUGAUUCCUCCCACGUACACCAGACACUGGAUUGUUGUAAGGCCCUUUCCAAGACGGUUCCAACGCAAACAGUGGGGACAAUUAUCGCGCAUGUGAAGGCGUGGGUGGACAACAAUUAUCCACAUGCUUUGGAUGCCCUGCCAUCAGGCUGUUUUGAAGCAUCUGAGAUUGUGACUCUUGGGGUAUGUGCCACAUUUAUGGGAUAUUUACAAGAGAAGAUGAAGUAUGAUACUCAGCUAAAAUGGAACUUGGAAUUGCUGUUAAGAAUUCUAUCCUUUGAGAAUGAAUUUUCUAAGGUGGAGGCUGGUCAUCAUAGCGCAGCGAUUAUCGCGUCCCUAGCUAGAAUCUGCGCUCUCGAAGGAGAAGAGGAUUUUCUGAACACAAAAAUUUCAAUGUUGAUCUCAUCUGUCUCCAACAACGACUUUGCUACUGUGCCAUGCGUUUCUCUACUUAAGGGUGGUGGCCUUCUUUAUCUCAAAAAACACGAUGUAGUGGCCAGGCUUAAAGAUUCUUUGAGCGUAAGGGGUACACCCAGGGAAUUGUCAUUUGUAACAGAGCUGGCCAAUCAGUUCGGACGCCUAUUUGAACCCUACGUGAAAGACAUUUUUUCGACGUUGCUCCGUUGCUUCCCCGACAGCUUUGAUGCAUGCUUAAAGACAUGCUUCACAGUGGUUGGUAUACUUACAACGGUUGGAUUUAAAAGCAUAUUGCCAGUGAUAACCGAAUCAUUGGGCACAUAUUCCUCGAACAUUAAGUUGGGGUGCCUGCUUGUUUUGUCCCAAGUGAUAAAAGACUCGAAGCUACAGUCCGUUAUAAUAAAAAAUGUCUGUGACGUUGUUAAGGUCGUUUUUCCGUGUACAACCGAUACUCAGAAGCCUGUAAAAGAUGCUGCCGAGCAUGUGUUGGAUUCUAUUGUUGGGCUGGCUGGAACGGAAUCAAUUCUUUAUCCGACUAUGGGCAAUAUACUGAAAGUGUUAUCCCAUCCGUCAGAUAUUAACAUAACGUCAACGAUGCAGUCGCUGUCUGCUUAUGCUCGUGAUCAUCCAAAUGAUGAGGCAAAUUCGGAUGCACCCAUUGGUGUGGUUGAGCUUGGUCUGUUGGAACCUGUUUUAUCUCGAGCAUUGAAGUCAAGAAAUGGCUUGUGCCGACAGUCUGCAAUUGUGUUCUCUUCAUGGCUCGUAUAUCGUUGCGGCAGCUACCGUGAAGUGGAGCUCUUCUUCACUACAUUUAUGCCCAACUUGACUGAUCAUCUCAAGGAUACACUGCCGGAAAUUCGCCGCGAAGCCGCAAAAGCGAUUGGUUGUUGUGCGAAUGCUUUUAAAAAGUUUGGCUGUGAUACAUCCAAGGUUCUCAUGGUUGAUUUAAUAAAUCGUCUCAUGAAGUGUUUAAUGGAGUCUAUAACGAGCCUUGAGCGUUGUUCGGCAGCCGCUGGCCUUGCGGAGGCUCUUUGGGCCGUUGAUGACGUUUUUGUAGAGGGGAUUGUCACGAAGGUGCUGAAAAUAUUGGAUUCUACAGACAGUACCCCUCAGAUGCGUGAGGGUUGUUUGGCCCUUUUCAGGCACCUACCUCUCACUUGUCACGAUUACAUGCUAGCAAAUCUUGACACCAUACUGUCGCGAGUAAUGAGCAUUCUUUGCGACGAGGAUGAACGAGUGCGCGAUAUGGCGUCUAAUGUUAUUCGCACGGUAAUCGAGAAGUACCAUGUAAGCAGUGGUGAUAUUGUGUUCAACAAUUUGAGGCUGGCAUCGCGGUCAAAGGAAUGGCAAACGCGUAAUAUUGUGCUGUCCCUGCUGCAGUAUUUGAAUUCGCUGAAGGAGGAUAAUAGAGUGACUGUUGAGCUAUAUAUCGGACGUUACGACCAGAACCCUACCGUGAAAACUACUGCAAUGGAUAUCUGGAAAGGCAUGAAUGUCACUCGCUCCCUUCGCACAAUUUUCCCUCUUGUGCUUCAUAGCGUGAUAGAACUGUUGGAACAGGAUGACGAAGAUAUGAGGGUGCAGGCUGGGGAAUGCAUAACUGACGCAAUCUCCCGUCUGGGUUCCGGCACAGUUAACGAUUUCAUUGAAGCUAUUCUUAACUGUGAUGGUGCCUUCCGCGGUCGUUGCAUCGGCAUUGCAUCCCUGGCAUCCAGUGGUAAGGCCGGUAUAGAGAAACACCUACCCCGUAUAUUGCAGUUUUUAAAGGAAUGCUUGUGCAAACCGUGCUCUUGCCACGAGGCUUCAAAAGCGCUUGCAACAUUGGCUGGAUACUUUCCUGCGGUCGUGUCAGAAGUGUUACCUUCUUUGGUAAAUGAUCUCUUCUCCAAAGAUGAGAAGGAUGCUUACUUGGUGGGCAUAACUCUGCUGAUAGAGUCUCAUUCAGAGUGUUACAGUGUUAUUCUCCAGGAGGUGCUGAAUCCUGAAUUAGAUGUCACCCGACUGGCCCUUCUAGAAAGAAUGCUUUGCGCUAAACGGACUAAGGUUGUUUUUUCACAGCAGAACGUUCUGUCACGCUGCCUUAACCAGAUGAUGCUCUAUCACCGCGCAUUCCCCAAGGAAACCAUGGCAUCCUUUUCGACUUUCGUCUCCAUGGUUAGGCCAGAGUCAGUUAUGCGCUUGAUUCACAUUUUGAUCGAGAUGUUGGACGAUUUGGCUGCUGGGUCCAAUGACGACUGCAAAAAGUCAACUCUGAUCAUAUUCGUAUCACGAAUACUGGAGUUACGUGAGUGUGAUGUUGAUAGCCAUUAUGGGAAUGUGGCCGAUUCAUUGGCCCGUUACAUCUUCGCCGACCCCGGUACAAUAGAAGCGUCUAUUUUAGUCUUAGACCAGCUUAUUAAGAGCGCAGAGAGGCGUACUGAACUGGAUAAUCUGAUUGGAGCGUUUUCGAGACACUUCAGCGCGUUCAGCGUUGCCAAUGGCCAGCUACCACAAACUUCGCUGACCACAACUCUUCCGCUCAUGAUGUCGCUUAUACAGAAGGGGCUGGUCAAGUCCAAUGCAAAGAUUGAAGCAGCUAAGUGUGUGACUGCACUGCACAAGUUAGUUGGAACUGAACAUAUGGGCCCUUUUAUUUUGAAGACUAUUGGCGCCAUAAUUCGAUGCCUCAACGAUAAGUGCCCAUCGCUGCUAAAGAUCGCCUUAUUAGAGGCAAUCCACUCGCUGCUUCACUGCGAAAUGGCACAUGUGCGCGUCAUUUUGUACCAGUUGCAAUCGGCUCUCUUCAAGUGUUUGAGCGACGUUAACAGCGAAGUCAACUUGCUCAUAGGCCCAACCUUGCGCCUCUAUGUGCGGCUAGCGCCAACAAAAUCAGAUUCAGUGCUUUCUGACCUGUUACAACUGGCCUCUGACAAGGUGGGUAAGCCGAGUGUAAAAACUGCAUCGUUGCAUGCAAUCACCGAGGUAUUGAGUGCGCCGCCGAAUUUGAGCGCACCUCCAUUCGAGGAGUUACUGCGGUUGCUGCAAGAUUGCAGCGGUACAGACAAACAAUUGGUAUGUCAAGCCAUAGGUUUGGCGGCUCAGUUGGAGGGAAAUUAUGGAUCCGAUUGGUUGCCGAAUUUGUUUGUAAUAAUCCACGCGGAUACAUCGGCACUGUCGGCACUUUCUUCCAUCGUGAUGAGCGAUAGAGGUUUCACCAGACUAUAUCAGAGUACGCCGAAGGAUUUCGUCGACGUGUUGCGCCAGAGUUUGAAAUCUGAUAUGCCAAGUGUAAACCUUUGCGCGUUAAAUAUAUUCUGUCGAAUAUCAAAGCUCACUCGAUCAUCUCCGCUGGCCCGGGAGUUCGUUAAGUCUUACCUGAGCAUCCUGCCCCCAGGCGCUAAGCUGCCUCCUAGUGGGCAGUCUCAGAUACUUCAGAUUUACAAGCGACUCCUCCGUUUUGAACAGAACGUGUCCAACUUUGGUUCGCAGCUUACGUAUAUCAGCGAAGCGAUUUACGGUGUCCCAUUAGUGAAGUUGGAGGCUGAGAAGGUGCUUCUGGUGCUACUUGGACCAUCGCGUGACAUUGACAACUUGUUGUCAUUCGUCAAACAGCAUUCACCAUCGGAGAAGGUUACGAAGUUAUUGUCCGAAUACGCACUUCGGGUUUUGGUAAAGGGUAAUAAGAACGACCAGCUAAGCGACAGUGACGCGUGA
Babesia ovata is the source of this 7368-nucleotide messenger RNA. RefSeq names its product Translational activator GCN1, putative. Gene Ontology annotation, biological process: cellular response to amino acid starvation; regulation of translation. Bases 1 to 7368 code for a protein of 2455 amino acids. Gene Ontology annotation, molecular function: protein kinase regulator activity. The transcript is spliced from 2 exons. Gene Ontology annotation, cellular component: cytosol. The record is from RefSeq and is a predicted model, not a curated record. NCBI's taxonomy places the organism in Eukaryota, Apicomplexa, Aconoidasida, Piroplasmida, Babesiidae.